GAUUUGCCGGCCUUUGAUCUCUCCAAUUUUUCCACACACCCACUCACAAAACUUGCCAUUCUCCACCCAAUUUGAUGGCCAUCCAUUGAGAUACCUAAAAAAUGGCAGAAGUACCCAAAGCAACCUGUACGAUAAGCCUGAAGCUAUUCAUAGACAAGAAGAUAAACCGAGUGCUAUUUGCUGAAGCAAGCAAGGACUUUGUUGAAUUCCUCUUUCAAUCUUUCACUCUGCCGGUCGUGACUGUCACUAACUUCCUAAAAAGUCACGAAAUGCUAGGGUGCUUGCAAAACCUAUACGAAAGCAUUGAAAACCUGAGCCAAAGUUGCAUUCAGCCAGGCCAAAGCAAAGACUUGGUGUUGAAGCCAAAAGGAGUAAUGUCUGGUACUACAGACUCAUUCCUCUUGCCAAGGGUCGAGUCCUAUACGUUCAGGAAAUUUUAUAAGUGUAACACGUACUGCCGUGAAUGUGAUCAUCAGUUGUCUUCUACAGAGGGCGGAUAUUGUUCUGUAUGCUCGUCAGCAUCAAUGAGUCGCGAGAUAUUGCUCAAUGUUGAAGAGUUGAUAAGCGCGAACAAAGCGGUUAGUAAUUUCAAUUUGUUGAAAGAGUGGGUCAGAUUCAUAGUGAUGGAUGAUCUGCGGAUGAUGCCCGUGCACGCUGACACUUUCAUAACUCUACUUCAUGAGUAUGAUAUCAAGGAUUUAAGGGCGCUUGAAAAGAUAGUGGUCGAUUUGGACAUGGAUGGGUCUGUGAAAUUGCUCAAGGCUGCUCUUCAAUCCAAGACUGCUCUGACUGAUGUCUUCUUGCCGGCUGCUCUUCAAUCCAAGACUGCUCUGACGACUGAAGUCUUCUUGCCCGAGCAAUAUUGCUGAACUAUCUUUGCGAGUUAUUUUGGGUGAGCCUAAUUAUUUGAGUGUGUGCUACAAAAUGCAAGGUCAUGUACUGUAUUAAUUGUUUUCUUUUAUCUAUAUUUUUUAGAUGUACGUUAAUUUUAAACACGCCUCAUGUCUUGCAUCGAUCGUAUUGUGAGUGGAUUAUUAAUAUUAAUGUACUUUACAUGCUAAAUUAAUUUUGAUUCAUUUUUCUUCUUAUCA
This is a messenger RNA of Carya illinoinensis, 1091 nucleotides long. RefSeq lists its product as uncharacterized. The coding region runs from base 102 to 869 and encodes 255 amino acids. The transcript is spliced from 2 exons. The record is from RefSeq and is a predicted model, not a curated record. Lineage: Eukaryota; Viridiplantae; Streptophyta; Magnoliopsida; Fagales; Juglandaceae.